CGUGUCACCAGAGCAGCCCUCUUUGUGACAGAUGAUGAUGAUGAUGAUGAUGAUGAUGAUGAUGAUGAUGAGAAAGGGAAGACCAUCAUUCUAAAAGAAGAUGCAGCAGCACAACCAUUAACCAAAGAGCCUGGAGACAAUGUUACUCUACCAUGCAAAUUCAACCUGACAAGAAGUGCUUCUUAUACAGUGUAUUGGAUCAAAUCUGAGAAUGGCAAUACAUGUCUCCAUUCUAAUCAUGCUACCUCUAAUUCAUUUGAAAACAACACCCACUGCUGUGUUGAGGGGACCGGUUUGGAAAGAAUGAUUUACAAGGAACCACCAAAUCCAUAUUGUAGUCCCUGUGUACACGACCUUAUUAUAACUAGCGUUACAGCCUCUGAUCGGGGGCGUUAUGUCUGUAUAGUAAAUGUGUUUGACUCCAAGAUCACCUGGAGGGUUAUAACCAACAUCUCUAUUGACAUCUCUCAAGCAAAUGAUCCAUUUCUCCCUUUGUAUAUUAUCGGGGCUGUUGUACUGGCAGUUCUUAUAGGUGCUAUUGCCCUUGUGAUGAGAAAGAAGAAAGCCAACACAAAGGGUUCUACAUCUUUAAGUAUGCAAAGAGACCAGCAAGUGGUUGAGUUACAAGACACUGAUUGUACACCAUACGCUGUUGUGGGCAGAAAUAAUGUUGAAGGCGCAGACACUUCAGAGCCCUACUCUGUGGUGAGACUGGCACCGGAGUCCUGCAGCCAGGAGAAGGGAGAUGAAAUGAAUCCAGAGCGGGCAGAGCCCUAUUCGGUGGUCAGGCUGAACACUGAGUAUGAAGGGACAGCUCUUUCGUUAUGCGAGGCUCCCAAACCCUGUAACCAGCAGGGCAAUCGAGAUGCACCAGCUGACCACGAAGCCCACAUAUACGACAAAAUUGAUGACAAUCAAAAGAUAUCUAAAUGACUAAUGAGGGCACAGAGAAUGCAUUGAUAAACAAAGCUAGCACUUAUAAAACAUUUACCAUGGUCAAAUUGUAGUAAAGCACAGUAAAAGCAUUGUGAAAGCAAGUAACUAAGCAAUAGCAUACUACAGCAUUGUAAAGUACAGUAAUUGUAUAGUAUAAUCGUGUGCAAAGCAUGUUUAAAAUGUACUGGGACUUUGCUAAAGAUGUUCUUUAUGUUCAGACUGUUUCAAUUUCUCUUAAUUUCAAAUGUACCCCUACCUAACCAGGGAGCCUAUUAGGUAAAUACAUCUACAACAAUAUUAUGUGAUAAUAAGAUUUUUCUAUACACAUCUACGUUUUGCAGAUGUUUAUUGUAAAUAGAUUUUAAAGAGACAAUGAUUUAACCUGAACUAUGAAGGUAAUUAUGGAUAUUGCUAAAGAGUGAUUUAAAGAUUAAGAAGUACAUUAUAUGAUGAUAAAAUAGAUUGAGUUAAAACAGACAGAAACCUGUCAAUGCUUUAGCUAGCUUUGCACUAGUAGGAAACAUUUUAGUUGCAGAAUUAUACUGUAUAUUGGUAUUAAUAGUUUGCUUUGUAAGAGGAACUUUAAUUUAUGCAUUGUUUUUAAGUGUAGUUUGUUUGAACAUACUUUAAUAAACUGUGUUUUAUGAAUCUGCUAAAAA
Acipenser ruthenus (sterlet) is the source of this 1595-nucleotide messenger RNA. RefSeq lists its product as uncharacterized. NCBI's taxonomy places the organism in Eukaryota, Metazoa, Chordata, Actinopteri, Acipenseriformes, Acipenseridae. The transcript has 6 exons. The record is from RefSeq and is a predicted model, not a curated record. Bases 304 to 933 code for a protein of 209 amino acids.